Hyaloscypha bicolor E is the source of this 3441-nucleotide messenger RNA. RefSeq lists its product as uncharacterized. The record is from RefSeq and is a predicted model, not a curated record. NCBI's taxonomy places the organism in Eukaryota, Fungi, Ascomycota, Leotiomycetes, Helotiales, Hyaloscyphaceae. The transcript has 2 exons. The coding region runs from base 342 to 3323 and encodes 993 amino acids.
CUAAAAGGUCAUGUGACGACACAACACCCCCCGAAUAGACGCUACCUUAGGCAGAGAAGCGUAACCAUCUCUCCCCGGAAGCACUGCAAUUUUAGUGUCUAUAAGGACCCUGAAGUCAGCCAACAAUCACGUCAGCCAGCAGCCGAUUUGCUAGUGGUGUGGAGGAGAGAGGGACAAUAAUGGAGGGUGCGGGAUUGACACGUCAGUCGAGCCGAGAACGUGCCCAGACGCCAAAGGCAAUUAUCAUCAUCUAGAAUUUCGAGAGAGCAGUCUUCACUCGCGCAGAAACUCUAGAUUCAAGUCCUGCGAAUGCUUUUUGUGAUACUAGCUUGCGGUACAUCAUGGUGGACCCCUUCACUGCCAUCAGUAUCACGAACGGCCUCCUGGCUCUAUGCGAUAGGGCCAUCCAGUGCGGCAAGAUCGUCAAGAAACUCCAUGACUUGGGAGCGACAGACGAACACAAAGAGCUAGAGGAGACUGCUGACAAGAUGGAAAUUGUCGUCAAAGAGCUCAAUUCGGCACAGAUAAUGGCCAAGCAUCAAAUGUCCAAGACAGAUUUAGAGGUGGCAACGGUGAUUGGCAAAAUGAAGACAACAUGUGUCAAUCUUCGUGAGGUGCUUAGGGAGUGCAAGGCCCAAAAAGGCUCAUUGCGAUCCGCAAUUUCUGCUACUCUCCGCACAAUGCUGAAGAGCUCUGAUAUCACGAAGUUCCAGAAGGAAUUGGAAGGCUACCGAACGAAAUUAGAGACUCUUCUACUAGCCACCAUUAGCGAGAGAGUUAUAGACAUGGUCGAUAGGCUCGAAGACCUUAAAACGCAGAUGAGCCACGAGGUUUAUUCCAUCAAAAGAAACCUGGAAAGAAACCUGGAGGAACUCGACGAUAGUAUCAAAAAUGCUGGAGGCGAUUUGGGACAGAAGAUUGAGUCCUUAAAAGCCGCAUUCCAGGAAGCUCAAGAUGUGAUCCGAAGAAAGCUGAUCCUCGAAGCGCUCUGGUUCCCUGGUAUCGAUACCCGAUUUCGAACCAUCGGCAACGCAGAGCCGAACACCUUUGGCUGGAUUUAUAAAAAUCCGGACAAACUCCGCGAAAUGCAGCGUGAUCUCGACUUGACCUUCACUGAAUGGCUUGAGAGAGGCUCGGGCAUCUUUCACAUCGCAGGGAAAGCAGGGUCGGGUAAAUCCACUUUGAUGAAGUAUCUCUGCGAUGGCGAUGAGGACCGUGAGGCUGAAAUGCUAUUGCAUGGAUGGGCAGCCUCACGCAGCAAGACUCCAAUUUUCUGUAAAUUCUUCUUCUAUAGGGUCACGUCGGUCGAGCAACAGAAGACCUGGAAAGGCCUCAUCCACAGUCUGUUGCACAGUGUCUUGCAACAGGUCCCAACUCUGGCUCCACGUUUAUUCCCUAGGCAGUGGGAACAACGGAGAGACAUGGUUCAAGACAUAUCACACCUAGAGCUUGGAGACCGAGAGAUAAACAAAGCGUUCGAGAUACUUUUAACCGACCGUGGGAUACUUGGAGAGUAUUGUAUCUGCUUCUUCAUCGAUGGCCUCGACGAGUUUGAGCAGAGGAACCAAACUCACUACCGCCUCGCGUGCGACCUACAGAAAUGGGCGAAUGAUUCAAAAGGGGACGUGAAGAUGUGCGUUUCGAGUCGCCCUCUGCCAGAGUUCCUGAAUGUCUUUCCGACAUCUCAAAGAAUUAUGCUCCAGAAUCUCACGAAAGAUGAUAUCGAGACUCUUGUCAUCAACAAAUUGGUCAACAACCCGUACUUUACAAGAAUGAUGCAAGGGUCAAAGGAGAUGAGAGAACGAUGUAUUGCUCUCAGAGACAAGGUUUUCGCUGAGGCAAAUGGCAUCUUUCUGUGGGUAGGAAUGAUCCUAAACCAGAUCGAGAUCGCCCUCGCGGAAGGUGAUUCCGUGGAUGUGAUGGAUGUGAUGGAGAGGAUUGUCAGAGAGUCGUCCGACAAGGACCUGGAUAGCUUCUUCAAGACGAUUGUCGAGUCAGUCCCAGCUCAUCAUCGAACGGGCUCGUACUAUCUUCUCGCAGGAGCCAUGAGGAUGUCCGGACUUCUGAUAUCAGCUUCCAAGACCAAAGUCGAACUGAGGAUCUUAGAAGAUAUCCUUCUGCCUGUGAGUAAGGAACAAUUCCUAACCCUAGAACACUCUGAGCUUGUGUUCGAUCUAGCGGACAAGAACAAACACUUGGCCUUUGACUCCGACGUCCUCACAAACGCCCCUCAUCGACUGCGGAGAUCUCGAGCCGUACGGGAAAACAGACUAUCGAUUCGAUGCAGAGGCCUCGUCGAGGUUGACGACAACGGCCUCAUUCGCUUCACCCAUCGAGCUAUACCGGAGUCGCUACAACACUACCUCUCAAAACACGCGGCAGAGGUGGGGCUCAGUGACGGCCGAGUUGCGGAGAUGCUCACCUGGCUUGUCCUGGCAGAUUCGAGCAGCCCACCUGAACGCAGGAUCAUCACAACUCCUUACUUGCUCCACCGCCUUAGAGAGUGUGACCUCAUCGGUCACGAGAAAAUCUUCCACCUCCUUCGCCGAAUCGAUGUCGAGCUGGGACUGGCACAGUUGGACCCCCAGUGGACAACCGAGAUCCUGCACCACUUCCAGACGAAUCUUCACCCGACUGGGCGAAUCGUGGAUGUCUUCCGCCAGUGCCAGAUAUUGGGUAUCCACGAAUACCUCGACUGGGCGCUUAACAACUAUCUCAACCUGCCAAAGGACAAAAGUCGGAUUCACACAAUCUUGACCGACCUCCUCUUUACCGUCGGAGCGAAGAAAUCAUACGUUCGAUCUCGCUCCGCUGAGUUCUUGGCAAGCAAACUGGUUGACAUCGGCCUGACAUUCGAGACGGCGGGUCUUUCAACAGACGGGACGAGCAAGCAGUACAACGUUGGCUGCCCUGCAUGGAUAUGGUACCAAUUCUUGGCCAGAGAAGUAUUCUUCCAAGCAACGAGUCAUGCAUGGCGUCAAUAUCCAGGCUAUAACGAUUAUGAGAAGCAUUUCAAUUGGAAGGGCAUAGAGAUCAUGCUCAAGCUUGGAGCUGACCCUCAAGUAUGGCUGGCUGAGGCCGGAGAAUGGGAGAAGGGGGUGCUGACAGGAGCUGACGGAGAAGUGCUCUAUAGCAUAUCCCCCAAUGAUUUUUUCUUUUAUUAUGAACCAGAGUUCGUCCGACUACGAUAUGGAAAGUCACGAAUCUCCCUUGUUGAUUUCAUCAAGACGCACCAUCCUCCAAAUUGCAAAGAAUUGUUGGGGCUAAUCAGAGAUAAUCUGAAGGAUAGGGAUCAUGUUACACGAGGCUCGGAAGAUUCUUGAUAUCUGUCAAGUGAGGAACGCUGUCUAUCCGAACCCGUAUGAGCAAGACUUCCCUGGAAAGACGAAUUGCUAGAAUCUAUAUAGAAAAUAGCAGGGAAUUCAGGCCACUUAUCCUCAG